AUGAAGGAUGAUGAUACAAAUCAGAACAUGAAUCGCACCUUACUCCAAGGGGUCCGAGUAAUAGAGUUGGCUGGUCUUGCACCAGUUCCGCAUUGUGGGAUGGUACUAGCUGACUUCGGAGCAAAUGUCACUUUAAUCCAGAAGCCUGAUCAAGGUGAUGUAGUGGUGGAGCAGCGCUUGGCGGACAAGAAGACAAUCCAGGGUUUGGACUUGAAAUCACCGGAAGAUCGUGCCAAAUUGAAGCAACUCUGCAAAGAAAGCGAUGUUUUGUUAGACCCAUAUAGGCCAGGAGUUUUGGAAAAGAUGGGUCUGGAUCCUAUCGACCUUCUAGAGGAGAACAAGGGACUGGUGGUGUGUAGACUCACAGGAUAUGGACAAACUGGACCACUAUCACAAGAAGCUGGUCACGAUAUCAAUUAUGUUGCGAUUACGGGUCUGAUGCCAACAAUAUCUGGCCACAGUUGUCAUCGUCCCUGGCCGCCAGUAAACAUGCUGGCUGACUUUGCUGGAGGAGGACUUACAGCAGCUUUUGGGAUAGUGGCUGCGCUGCUAAAGAGAGAAAAGAAUGGUGGUCAUGGCUGUGUGAUCGAUUGUUCUAUGUCAGAAGGUCUUUCCUACUUGGCUUCAUUUGUUCAUCGCUACUAUGAUAUGACGCAUUUGUGGACGGAUAAAUACGCAGCGUUUUCGGGAGACUGUCCCAUAUAUAGAACUUAUGCGACCAAAGAUAGAAAAUGGAUGGCCGUUGGUGCUCUCGAACCGAAGUUCAACCAGAACUUAUUUAAAGUACUCGGCAUUGAUAAGAGUAUCGCGGACGUGUAUGCAAAUCCCGCUGAGAUAAUCGCUGAAAUGGAACGAAUAUUCAAAAGCAAAACUCGCGAUGAAUGGACAGAACUCUUUCGAGGGAAAAAUGCAUGUGUGACUCCUGUUUUGGACAUCGAGGAAGCCGCUCAGUUCGAGCAUAAUUUGGAGCGAAAGAAUUUUUCCGGAGAGGGUGACAAAAAGUUUCCCAAUCCUGCACCACGAAUUUACAGUAAGGAAGACUACAAAAAGCUCAAAAGCAAGAUCUAACUUAUAAUGAGUGAUUGCAUGAAGAAAAUAU
Molecule: messenger RNA, 1099 nt
Organism: Cylicocyclus nassatus
Lineage: Eukaryota; Metazoa; Nematoda; Chromadorea; Rhabditida; Strongylidae
Source: the annotation of a GenBank genome assembly